AUGUCUUCUACUACGCUACAGUACAACUGGUUGUGGUGUGAUGACAACCAGAAAGUCACCGAGUGGUUCUUGAGCGAGCCCGACAUUCACGAAUAUGCACUCUUCUACUCUUCAUUCAUCAACCACGCCAACCGCACCUGGAGCAUCUUCGCCGACAAGGCUCCCAGAGUCAAGAAACUGCAACGCCUCGAGCUCUUUAUCAUCGAGUGUCUCUGCAAGAAUCCAAUUCCCGCCGAUAUGCUCAUCGAAGCAUUCAAGAAAUACAACAAGUACAUUGGUGGAACCAGAGGAAAUUUGAAGGGUAAAGGACUGAUCAAAUUCGGAGAUGACACACCCGAGAUGCGCGCUAUAAAGGAUGGAAAGAAAGAGCUUCACCACCAGAUCGCAACGUACCACAAGAAGCACGGCGACACUCGAUUCGAAGAUACGGAGAACGAAAACACGGAGGAUGGAGAAAUGAAGGAUGUCGAGGCGCAACCUACUGAGAUCGUUGAUGAGAACGGUGAGAGACCAAUCACAUUCGAACUUGCUAUCGUUGGAGGCAAGAAGAACGACGAGGAUCAGGACAUGGCUUAA
Molecule: messenger RNA, 576 nt
Organism: Aureobasidium melanogenum CBS 110374
Lineage: Eukaryota; Fungi; Ascomycota; Dothideomycetes; Dothideales; Saccotheciaceae
Exons: 2
Coding region: 1-576 (191 amino acids)
Source: RefSeq, a predicted model, not a curated record